Molecule: messenger RNA, 1533 nt
Organism: Pterocles gutturalis (yellow-throated sandgrouse)
Lineage: Eukaryota; Metazoa; Chordata; Aves; Pterocliformes; Pteroclidae
Gene: ZNF777
Product: zinc finger protein 777
Exons: 5
Biological process (GO): regulation of DNA-templated transcription
Source: RefSeq, a predicted model, not a curated record
ACGGUGGAGUUCGGGAACCAGCUGGAGAGCAAGUGGACGGCGCUGGGCACCCUCAUCCAGGAGUACGGGCAGCUGCAGAAGAGGCUGGAGAACAUGGAGAACCUCCUCAAGAACAGGAACUUCUGGAUCCUGCGGCUGCCCCCGGGGGCGAAGGGGGAGGUCCCCAAGGUCCCCAUGGUGUUCAACGAUGCUUCGUUUAACUUCUCUGAGGAGGAGUGGAAGAGCUUGAACGAGUGGCAGAAGGAGCUUUACCGGCAUAUCAUGAAGGGCAACUACGAGGCCGUCAUCUCGAUGGAUGCUGCCAUUUCGAAGCCUGACCUCCUGUCACGGAUCGAGCAAGGGGAGGAUCCCAAUGCGGAGGAUCCAGAUGACUCCGAGGGAGGAGAAACGCCAACAGACCCCAGCACCGAGUUUUCCUUUCCUUGUCCUGACGACAGCUCGUGGGGUAAAUACGAAGAGACCCUGGCUGAAAGCCACGAGGGCUCUGACGAAGAGGAGAGCAUGGAGGUCCCCAGUGCAUGUGAGUUAGAAGUGCAGAGCUUCGGCGAGCGCUGCACAGAGCGGGAGACAGAGGCAGGCUCGGGCUUUUGGUGCUCGCUGGGGAUUGCCCGGGAUGAACAGCAGUGCGAUGAGGAAGGUUCCAAAAGCCUUGAGCUUCCCAGCUCCUUGGCAGGAAAGUGGGAAGAAGUUUUCUCCAGCCCAGAGGAAGAGCUGAAACCGAGCGGCAAGAACCGGAGCGGAUCGACCUCGCAGCAGAGAAUCGCGACGGGCAAUGGGCUGAAGCGCUCCGCUCGCCGCGGGAGAGAUUUGGCCAAGAAGGACGCUGCCGAGGACGUGGCUGUCGAAGAGGGGCCGUACAUCUGCUGCGAGUGCGGGCAGAGCUUCCUGGACAAGCAGCUCUUCGCCGACCACCAGAAAGCGCACGCCAGCGAGGAAGCCUGCACUUCCCUGGAGCACGGAGAAAGCUUCAGGCAGAAAUCCAAAACCUCCUCCAUGAAAGCCCAAGGAUCCUCCCGCUCCAAACCCUCCAAGCGUUCCGAUGGGGAGAAGAGUCCCGCGUUCAAGUACGGCUUUGUCAGGCACCAGGUGAACAACAUGGUGGAGCGGCCGUACACGUGCUCGCAGUGCAAGGAGAGCUUCAGCCUGGAGGUCAGCCUCAUCCUGCACCAGAAGCUCCACAUGGGGAAGGGCGACGGGCCGCUGACCUGCACCUACUGCGGGAAGGACUUCCGAGACCUCUCCAAAGCCAUCCGCCACCAGCGCAUCCACACCGGGGAGAGGCCCUACCAGUGCACCGAGUGCGGGAAGAGCUUCAUCCGGCGGGACCACCUGCUCAAGCACUGGCGGGUUCACACUGGGGAGACCCCCUACCAGUGUCCCGUCUGCGGGAAGCACUUCCGUUACAAAGAGUCUCUGAAUUGUCACCAGAAGAUUCACUCCCGCAACCCCCGGCCCAUGGAGGAUUUGCAGCACAGCCUGGAGGUGGCGACUCAGGCCGGCCAUUUGUGCAUGAAGGAGGAAACGAAGGAGUAG